Lasiosphaeria miniovina is the source of this 2080-nucleotide messenger RNA. Its product is annotated as heterokaryon incompatibility protein-domain-containing protein. The coding region runs from base 65 to 2080 and encodes 671 amino acids. The record is from RefSeq and is a predicted model, not a curated record. Lineage: Eukaryota; Fungi; Ascomycota; Sordariomycetes; Sordariales; Lasiosphaeriaceae. The transcript has 3 exons.
GCGCUUACUUCAGAUUUUGCAAUCUUCACCCAUUUCUUGCCACAUCAACCUCUAUAUUCGCGCAAUGAUUUGUUCCAUAUGUCGAGCUGGUCUUUGGGGCGCAGUAUCUAAACAAGGCCCGGCAGCUUCGCCACCGUCUUUUGUGAGCCUCCACUCGACAUUCAAGGAUUUCAAACACUCCAUCGACCAAGGAUGCCAUUUCUGCAACAGCUUAUGGGACGGUUUAACGUCCCGCCAACAGGGAUUACUUUUGCAGGAUGUCAAGUUCCACGCACAACCCGAAAUCUCCGCAAAUGUGUACCAGUUCCGCGGUGUGACCCGACCCGGGCAGAGCUGCCUUAAAAUUACUUACAAUUUGUCUGCCACCGGAAUCGAAGGUUUUCAGAAAACGGGUGUCUCUAAAAUAAAUCAGGUUCAAUUCUAUCUUGAACCCACUCCUGGUGACAGCAUCAUGAGCAGCCAAAUCCUUGGCUCAAGUACAGACUCCAAGCAAACACUCUCACAAGCGAGGUCUUGGAUUGAAGACUGCAGUGCUCACCACGACAAUUGCAAAGCGGCCGCGCCAAACAGAGACUGGUAUCCCACCCGCCUCCUGGACUUGGAUCAGCAGGAGUCACCGGAGCAGAAUAUACGAUUGAUUGAAACUAACCAGACGCCCCCCUCGGGUCACUACAUGACGCUCACCCACUGUUGGGGCUCCGUCAAGCAGCUGUCACUUAACCGGGAUACUUACUCUGAGCUGACGGCUGGAUACCAUGUGGCGUCUUUGCCGCAGCUCUAUCGGGAUGCCGUGUAUGUCUGCAAAGCGCUAGAUAUUCGAUACCUCUGGAUUGAUCCCCUCUGCAUCAUUCAGGACCAAUUAGACGCCGAGGACUGGAAACACGAAGCAUCGACCAUGCACGAAGUCUAUUCAAAUGCGUUUUGCAACAUCUCGGCAACGGUCGCCAAAGACUGCUCGGAAUCCAUCUUCAAUUCCAGAGAUCCCGACACCCUCGUCCCUAGGACUAUCGAACUCCCCAUCUCUGAUGAAGAGGACGAGAGCCUCAAAAUUCAGUCGUUCAUCAUUUACGAUCCCCAGCUUUGGACGUCGCAAGUGUCCAAGGAGUUGGUCAACACCAGGGGAUGGGUGCUCCAGGAGCGAUUCCUAUCUCCUCGCAUCCUCCACUUUGGACAGCAGCAGGUCUUCUGGGAAUGCUUUGAGAAGGAUGCCGCCGAGGCACAUCCAAGUGUUCUUCCCGACAGUCUGACCAAAUUGUUAGGCGCUCGGUUCAAGAUCCUCAAUCCAAAAGCGGCGCUGCCUGAUAGCUCAAUGAACUAUACCGCCUUUGAUUACAAUUCAAUAUUAUCCCUGGUCUGGUCCCGCAUUGUGGACCUGUACUCGGAAUGCAAGCUGACAUAUCCCGGCGACAAACUCAUUGCGAUAUCAGGCCUCGCAAAGCGAAUAUCCACGGUUCUUCAAGACGAGUACGUCGCCGGGAUGUGGCGCCGCAACCUCGAAAACGAACUGCUCUGGGCUGUUACCUCUUGGGCGUCGGUCGACGGCAAACUCAUGUUGGGCUCUGCUAGACUAGGGUCUCCCUUGAUUAAAGUCGAAGAUUGGAACCUCACAUACACAACCCCUGAUACCACGGGCGGCAUAUCCGGCGGAUGGCUUCGUCUCGCUGGGGUCCUGAUGGGGAUGAAGCUCAACCGAAACCCUCCCUCCACACAAGUUGGAAACGAGUGGAAUAUGACCUUGGAGAGUGUGGAAAUUACUAUCCAGCAUGAUAAGGUCAAACAGCUUGAGCCACAUGUUAUUCUCGACCUCGACGACGACGAGUUUUGCAAGGAAAACAAUGACGGGUGCUUGUUUGCCAUGCCUGCUCGGUCACCAGAGGGUGCCGCCAAUGGCACAGCCAUGUACAUUUUGCUCUUCAAGCUGGUUUGCAAAGACACUGCGACGUACGAGCGGAUCGGUCUCGCGAGGGCGUGGAGUGAGGGCAUGAAGCUGAAGAUACUAGGACUCGACAGGAGCCCAGAGAAGCCGCAGCCGCCUUGUCUGCAGUACCGCGACGGCAGGCAUUCCAUUCGCGUUAUCUGA